Messenger RNA from Triticum dicoccoides, 2127 nucleotides. RefSeq lists its product as uncharacterized. NCBI's taxonomy places the organism in Eukaryota, Viridiplantae, Streptophyta, Magnoliopsida, Poales, Poaceae. The transcript is spliced from 3 exons. The coding region runs from base 27 to 1601 and encodes 524 amino acids. The record is from RefSeq and is a predicted model, not a curated record.
UCCCAAUCCGAUCUGCGCCGACUACCAUGGAGGGAUCGCUUCCUGCCUCUUCCUUUCACCCCGCCGCCGCCGCCGCCGCCGCCACCGCCACCCCCUCUAGCUAUCCCGCCUGGGUUCUCCUCGACAGAAAGGCCUACUUCGCCGAUCUCCAUAACGCCACCACCGCUGAAGCCAAAUCAAGCACCGGUCGCAUCAUAAAGGUCACCUUCUACCUAGCGGAUCCGCCGGCCGUCUCCCACUUUUGCGUCCAUGGCCCUGAUGUCGACCCUGGGCACUUUGCUGUUGAGCCCCGGGUUCUAUUCUCGGAGAAGGACCUCGUCCUCCUAUGCUUCGCCUUCACGAGCGGCUCCCGAAGUUCUGUCCAGGACUGUAAUCUCGUCGAGUACUUCAUCUACAAGGCCGGCCGAUGCAAUCCGUCCCUCAGAUCGAUCCCGGCUACUCCUCCAGGUACCAGGAAUACACUGUAUGUUGGCGUCGUGCCGUGUGACGAGGGACAAUUCUUCCUCGCCGAUCUCGCUGCCACAGCUACCCUUGGAUACUAUGACAUCUGUAUCUUUUCAUCCAAGACGGGCAAGUGGGUUACCAGGACAUUGCAGUUGGAGGCAUCUACUACUGAACUCAGGGUAGAGGACAUGUUCAUUGUACCUCACAAGGUGAUCACUCUUGGUGCUGGCGUGAUAGGAUGGGUCGACCUCUGGCGUGGUAUUAUCGCUUGCAACAUUCUUGAGGAGGACCCCUUCAUCUUUUUCAUUCCACUUCCCAAGCCUGAAUUCAACUUGCCUCGGGAGGGUGACCCAAAGCCGGUUCGGGACAUUGCCUGCUACAAUGGUGUUAUCAAGUUUGUGGAGAUGGAUCAUCUUUACAGACGUGAGGUUGUUAGUAUUAGUAACCGUAAUAAGAGGUUUAAGAUGACGAAGGAUUUGGAUAGUGUAGACAAGAUAUACGACCUGGAUAUCCUCCUUCGCCCGCAUGAGGACUUCCUAGAAGCGCCCAAAGAGCAAAUCAUUUACAUCCCUGAUGGUUGGAAGAUUCGGACAUGUUAUAGGCAUACUUCUUGGGACCAUUGGCGCAAGGGGCACAUUAUUCAUGUUGAUGACAUCUUGGCCAACAACCCAAAUCAUUCUGUCUUGUUGCCAAAGUUUUGGGAUGGUUGUGGAAAAUCACCAUUAAGGAACCUGACCACAGCCCACCCGACCCUCAGCCCAAAUGGUGGUGAUCUUCUCUACCUAAUGUCUUAUGAUCAGACUGCCUGGAUGGUUGGUGUUGACCUUGGAAAGAAGGCAGUUGUAAUGCUUGAACCAUAUCAUGAGAGAGACGGUUAUUUCAAACCGGACUUUCUACCAUUUGCAUUCUCUGAAUUUCUGAAUGCAACUUCAAGGUCGUGUGCAGGGGAAGCUGCCUUUGAACCAAAUGAGGCUCAGAACAAUCACCUUUUAUCAGGCUCUAGCGGAUAUGCUGAAUGCAAAAGCUCCAGGCUUCCUAUGCAGCAACAGCCAGAGUCAACCCCAGUUGCUGUCCAAUCAGCCACAACCCCUGCAUCUGAAUUUGACCUCGUCUGUAUCAGUGAACUCCCAGUUGACGUACCCAGUGCUGAAUGCUGAUGACCACGGCCAGCUGUGCUUCGCAAAGUCAGUGGCUCGCCAUUGGAUGAUGGAGCUGGCAGACUCGUCCUUGACCCCACCGACGCCUCAGAUAGCAUUGCAGGAAGUCCAGCCCUGCAAUGAGCCUGCUAAUGUAACGUUGAUGCCUCUUGGGAAGCCAGCGCACCCAGCUGUCCAGGCCUACUGUGGGUCUUGCAGUACCUCGACGAUGCCUGGGAUGCCAGCACCCCUAGCCCUCCAGCCUAACUGUUGGACCUCUAGUGUCAUCUCACCUCCACAAAUGCCAGGGCCGUCCAGCAAGCAACUGGAUGUGAAUGCCUCAUUGCCGUUGGUGCACAUCAACUCCAUUUUGGGCUCCCCCAAGUCGCUGAUAAGGUCAACGUCGAUUUAGGAGUGUGUGUGAGUGUGUGAGCAUGCCGAAGAAUGGGCUGGACAAAUCAUUUGUUCUUCUUUCGUUUGACUGUUGGUGUUUAGCUGGGAUCUUCCGUGAAUUACUUCAAGUUAACUUGUUUAUUUUGCCGUUUGA